Messenger RNA from Schistosoma intercalatum, 1038 nucleotides. NCBI's taxonomy places the organism in Eukaryota, Metazoa, Platyhelminthes, Trematoda, Strigeidida, Schistosomatidae. The record is from the annotation of a GenBank genome assembly.
AUGUUUCAUGAAAGAAUAGAUUGGUAUAACGAUGCAUUCAAAACUAAUUGGUAUCAAAACCUAAAUGAUGAUGAUGAUGAUGAUGAUGAUGAUGAUGAUGAUGAUGAUGAUGAUGAUGAUGAUGAUGAUGAUGAUGAUGAUGAUGAUGAUGAUGAUGAUGAUGAUGAUGAUGAUGAUGAUGAUGAUGAUGAUGAUGAUGAUGAUGAUGAUGAUGAUGAUGAUGAUGAUGAUGAUGAUGAUGAUGAUGAUGAUGAUGAUGAUGAUGAUGAUGAUGAUGAUGAUGAUGAUGAUGAUGAUGAUGAUGAUGAUGAUGAUGAUGAUGAUGAUGAUGAUGAUGAUGAUGAUGAUGAUGAUGAUGAUGAUGAUGAUGAUGAUGAUGAUGAUGAUGAUGAUGAUGAUGAUGAUGAUGAUGAUGAUGAUGAUGAUGAUGAUGAUGAUGAUGAUGAUGAUGAUGAUGAUGAUGAUGAUGAUGAUGAUGAUGAUGAUGAUGAUGAUGAUGAUGAUGAUGAUGAUGAUGAUGAUGAUGAUGAUGAUGAUGAUGAUGAUGAUGAUGAUGAUGAUGAUGAUGAUGAUGAUGAUGAUGAUGAUGAUGAUGAUGAUGAUGAUGAUGAUGAUGAUGAUGAUGAUGAUGAUGAUGAUGAUGAUGAUGAUGAUGAUGAUGAUGAUGAUGAUGAUGAUGAUGAUGAUGAUGAUGAUGAUGAUGAUGAUGAUGAUGAUGAUGAUGAUGAUGAUGAUGAUGAUGAUGAUGAUGAUGAUGAUGAUGAUGAUGAUGAUGAUGAUGAUGAUGAUGAUGAUGAUGAUGAUGAUGAUGAUGAUGAUGAUGAUGAUGAUGAUGAUGAUGAUGAUGAUGAUGAUGAUGAUGAUGAUGAUGAUGAUGAUGAUGAUGAUGAUGAUGAUGAUGAUGAUGAUGAUGAUGAUGAUGAUGAUGAUGAUGAUGAUGAUGAUGAUGAUGAUGAUGAUGAUGAUGAUGAUGAUGAUGGUUUCGAUAAUUAUUCUUUCUCUGAAGAGGAUAUUUCAAAACUUUUAGAGAGACUAUAA